AUGAGCUCCAACCCCAGCGUUUACGCUGCAGAGCCCGCUUACCCCAUCCUUGCACACACAUUGCUUCAGGCGCCAUCAACGGACCUGACAGACAGUGAGGAGUCAAAUUAUGAUGUUACCUCAGAACGAAGCUGGAAUCUGAAAGACGAUUGGGAGAAAGGCAUCCAGAAUAAUAUCGCCGGAGUCUUUCGCUGCGGCACCGUCAUUGGAUUCUCCAGAUUGAGAUCGCGAAGCAAGGACACAGAUGAAUACGUGGGCCAGAUUCCUCGCUAUCUUCUCACAUCUCAUCUUGUUCGUACUCCAUCGUCGGAGACCUGUGCGUUCAUCAUCCACCCGAGCAAUUUUGACGCCCUGUCCCCAAGGCUCUUGCUCCAUGGUCUGCAAUCUACCACGACAUCUUCCCAUCAGCCAGCGUUGUCGAAGAUAGAGGCUCUCAAGCGUCUCGAUCAUGUGCAGUUACUUCCAGUGCAGUCUCUGCCCAAUGCCGCGCAAGCUAUCAAUACAGUCUCGGACUCGCUCCAAAAACUCCAAGAGCAACGGCAGACGCGGCGGUCCGCAGAUUCGCCCGUGGAGCUAGAAAGCCCUGUCAUCUUCCUUAUAGCCGGUCUGGAUACCCUGGCUGAAGCGGUCGUUCGGGCAUCGAAUCCACUGCGAGGAACAGCUUUACUGGGAGCUAUACUCCGCAGUGUGAAUCUUCUGGCACGCACGUAUGCACCCUGGCUUUCCGUCAUCCUCGUCAACACAUCCGGCCUUGGACCCGCUCAAUAUGAUAUCUCGCAACCAGUGGAUGGUAAUCCGUCCGAGAGGGCUCGCAAGGAAGCAACCAAGAUCCCAGGCGAGGACAGUAUUCAUUCUGUUUUUUCAUCGCCCGGAGGCCCGCUACUGUGGACGCUUCUGAUGAAAACGUUGGACCAAGGGAUAGAUACACAUAUCUUGCUGUCGGAUGUCAAAGCCGCUCAGGUCGCGGAAGUGAUCAAGGAUCGCACUGGUGUCGGCCUUGGGAAAUGGGGUAUCUGGACCCCGAGGCGGUAG
Penicillium oxalicum is the source of this 1032-nucleotide messenger RNA. RefSeq lists its product as uncharacterized. The coding region runs from base 1 to 1032 and encodes 343 amino acids. The record is from RefSeq and is a predicted model, not a curated record. NCBI's taxonomy places the organism in Eukaryota, Fungi, Ascomycota, Eurotiomycetes, Eurotiales, Aspergillaceae. The transcript is spliced from 2 exons.